This is a messenger RNA of Vitrella brassicaformis, 1579 nucleotides long. Lineage: Eukaryota; Vitrellaceae. The record is from the annotation of a GenBank genome assembly.
AUGAGCCGCCCACGUCAAGAAGUGCGAGCGAUCCAGGUAAUUUGCUGUCUGAUGUAGAGGGGGUCAGGGGCUGUGAUCUCUGUGUGUGCACAUGUGUUUGGUGCAGGUGAGGGUGUCUAAUUCCCUGGCCUCCGGAGAGCAGGUGGAUAACGACGAUAACGACUCUCGCAGCCACAUCGCAUGCCAAUUGAAGGGGGCAAGGAGGGCGAUGAGGAUGAGGACGAGUUGGUGGAGUAUGCAGCUGUCAGCGACAACCUCUGGCGGUACCACCAGGUCAGCGACGAGGUCCGGGAGGCCGCAUUUGGCCCACUUCGUGCCACAGCCAUCGGCCAACCUGCAGCCGACCGCCGCCGAGAGGGCCGCCGUCGAGGAGCCGCUGAGAGGCCAUGAGCUGCUGAUGUGGACGCGACUGAUCGAGGACGAGAGCCAGCUGCUCCACCGUCUCGGCAGCCAGCUGAGAGGUCCCGCUCUGCUGGCCAGGGGGUUCGUGAGUCCCGACGACCCCGUCACACUCACUGUCCUGCCACCCAAGGACAAGACCUCCAGCUGCCGUGACGAGGAGGAGGCCGCAGGAGCGACGACGACGCUCAAGCUAUCGGGCCGUACUUCGCUGUGGAGACCCUCAGUAAGCUCAAGAUACAGAGAUGGGGAGGGAGGGAGGGAGGGAGGGAGGGAGGACGAGGAAGGACGGAAGGAAGGAAUGUGCCCGAAUGAACAUCACGUGUGUGUGUUCCUGUUGUUGGUGUGUGCGUCUCUUCUGUCAGAGUUGGACGGCGAGGGCGCCCCCAGCCUGGGCGAGGUCACCGCGGCGCGACCGGCGCUCAAUGCAGCCCGCUACACCGACACACCACUCGAGCCCCCCAACCUCUACGUACGGUCCGGGCGGCGGCAAGAAGCUCAAGCCGUCCCUGAUGCCCGCAUUCGCCGCCACCACCCGUCGCGCCAUCCACCCGGCGAGAAUGGGCCUCGGCGAGAGAGUCAGAUUCCGGAAAUGUGUGAAUAAGGCGAAGAGGAAUACACUGAGAAGCAACGUACGUAGCAGACAAGGUGGAUGUUCAUCUGUGUGUUGAAUGUGUGUUUGCUUACCAGGCUGAGCAGGGGCGGCGCUUACUUCUCUUCUAUCUGUUUGCGGGAGCCCUUCUUCGGGCGUGGCUGGGCGGCAACCUGCUGGUCACUUCCGGCGGUACCAUGGUGAUCCUCGGUAUCAAAGUGGGCAACAAGGAGGCGAAGGACAACUCGCUGUGUUGACUGUCUGUCUGUCUGUCUGUGUCUCUCAGGGGGUACGUUUCCUCUCCCCAUGGUGCGCAAGAUGAAUGAGCUGGGCCUCCAGCUGGCCGAGGAGCAGCGGCAGCAUCUUCUGCAGCAGUGGCGCAUUUAUCUGACGGCCCCCCCGCAGCUGUCGUUCCACACGCCCGCCUACAUAUCGGUGCCUCACCUCCAUCUGCAUGUGCUGGUGCCCCCAUUCGCCCACGGCAAGGAGCGCAAGCACGACCUGCGUGAAUGGGCGCGUGUGGAGAGUAUCGACAGGGUGAAAGCCCGUCUGGAGCGAGAGCAACAGUCUGUGAGUAGUAUUGGGUGA